AUGGCUGACCACUGGCAGCUUUCUCGAGACUUUCAAGCUUUCAGAACAGACCGCCUCGAACGUCUGUUGGCCCCCCUCUUGCCCAACUAUCAUCAUGGCACCAAGCACGGCAAGGCAGGUACCCCAGCUCCUCUCCAUCUCCCAGCCUCCCGUACCAUGGUCAGCAUGGAUAAUAAAAUCCAGCCGAGGCGAAUCAAGCCCGACUCUAGCUGGCUCAAUCGCCAGGAUAUCUAUGGAGACACCAUUCUAAUGAUGGCUGUGCAGGCCCGCUGUGAUGCAGCUGUUCAGUUGUUGGUACGCGCACAUGCCGAUCCGAGCAUCGUCAACAAUCAGAAUCGCAAUGUGCUACAUCUUGCGGCCCUGCAAGCGGGCUUAUCGGCAAGCAUUGCAACCUCUCUGACAAAGCAUGCGGAAGCUUUUCUUGACCACAAAGAUGCGAAUGGGGACACUCCGUUGAUGCUGGCCAUUCGCACCGCCUCUACCUCCAUGGUGAAUGCACUAUUGGAGCGCAAAGCAGAUAUCAAUGCACAGAACGACCGUCUCGAAACUGCAACCAUGCUGGCUGCACGUCCCCUCACUGCCAAAUCGCGGGUGCUUCCGGCAUUUAGAGCAAAUGCCCACGAGUAUCUCAAGCUGCUUGUUGGCAAACGGGCCAACCAGAUCAAUGCUGCGGACUGA
Monosiga brevicollis MX1 is the source of this 678-nucleotide messenger RNA. RefSeq lists its product as uncharacterized. The coding region runs from base 1 to 678 and encodes 225 amino acids. The record is from RefSeq and is a predicted model, not a curated record. Lineage: Eukaryota; Choanoflagellata; Craspedida; Salpingoecidae. Gene Ontology annotation, molecular function: protein binding. The transcript is spliced from 6 exons.